AGUACUUCUUGGACAUGAGGGUGUCUGCCCUCGUGCCUAAUUACGCGGGUUGGGAAUCUGAGAUACAGAGAAGGGCAGCGGCUGGCCCUGGGUCGGUCAGAUAAAUUAAGACAAAAGCAGGACCAGGCAUCGAUUAUUUUCUCCUGCUCAUCCCUUUCACGGAGGAGUUCUAAGCCCCGACUCACUGUAUGACCUAAAGCCGGUCUCUGCCUGUCGCUGGGCCUCAGUUUGCGUGUCUUCAGUUUAAUUCAGAUUAUCUGGCACUCCUGGUCGGCUCCCUCAGCCGCUCAAAGCUGAUUGUACCCUUAUAAUAUGAAGACACUGAGGCCCAGAGAGGUUAAGUGACUCAGCCAAGGUCAAACAGCUAGUAAGUGGUGGAGCCAGGACUCAAAGCCAGUCUAGGAGCCAUGUCCACUUUGUUCCCCUCACUCUUCCCUCGUGUGACUGAGACACUGUGGUUUAAUCUGGAUCGACCCUGUGUAGAAGAGACAGAGCUGCAGCAGCAGGAACAGCAGCAUCAGGCCUGGCUCCAAAGCAUCGCAGAGAAAGACAACAACCUGGUUCCUAUUGGCAAGCCAGCCUCAGAGCACUAUGAUGAUGAGGAAGAAGAGGAUGAUGAAGAUGAUGAGGAUAGUGAAGAGGACUCAGAGGAUGAUGAGGACAUGCAGGACAUGGACGAGAUGAAUGACUAUAAUGAGUCACCGGAUGAUGGAGAGGUCAAUGAGGUUCAUCUCUCAGUACUUCCCACCUGUGGCCUGUAUCACAGCCAUCCCAAACAACUGUGCCCAGAAUCCAUCAUGCUGUCUCAUUCCUUCAUGCCACAUGUGUAUAUGUGGCUGGCUUUGCCCUUCCCACCCCCAUCUCCAUCUGCCUGGCCAACUCAGAACUUCCAGAUUCAGUUCAAAUGUUGCUCUUUCUCCAUGAAGUCCCAGGCAGAAACAACCACCUUAUUUUUCAGAUUUAUGAGGUCUCUGUUAGAAUUUGUAGUUUCAUUCCCCUUUUAUUGCUCAUUGAAUGUAUUUGAUCUUGGAAUUGGAUGAACUUUUAUUUAUUUAUUUUUGAGACCGAGUCUUGCUGUGUUGCCCAGGCUGGAGUACAGUAGCGUGAUCACGGCUCAUUGCAGCCUCGACCACCCAGGCUCAGGCAAUCCUCCCACCUCAGCAUUUCCAGUAGCUGGGACCACAAUUACUCACCACCACACCCGGCUAAUUUUUAAAUUUUUUGUAGAAACGGGGGUCUCACUUUGUUACCCAGGCUAGUCUCUAACUCCUGUGCUCAAGUGAUCCUCUUGCUUUGGCCUCCCAAAGUGCUGGGAUUACAGGCAUGAGCCACCGUGCCCAACCAGUAAAUUCCUUUUCUUUUCUUUCUUUCUUUUUUUUUUUUUUUUUUUUUUUUUUUGGGACAGGUUCUUGCUCUGUCACCCAUGCUGGAGUGCAGUGGCACAAUCACAGCUCACUGCAGCCUCAGCCUCCUGGGCUCAAGCAAUCCUCCCACCUCAGCCUCCGAAGUAGCUGGGACCACAGGCGUGUGCCACCAUGCCCGGGUAAUUUUUGUAUUUUUUGUAGAGAUGGGUUUUUGCCAUGUUGCCCAAGCCGGUCUGAAACUCCUGAGCUCAAGCAAUCUGCCCACCUCAGCCUCUCAAACUGCUGGGGUUACAGGCGCCAGCCACCACAUAGCCGAAUUUCUUAAGACCCUAAAAGCACUUAUGCUGGGAUUGAGAUAAAUCCAGGCAGACAGCUACCCUAAAUGGUAUGUGGAAGCCUCCAUGGUGGAGAAGAAAGAUGUGGAGACAGAUAAUUACAAAGCUAUGGGUUAUCUGCUGAGAUGGUUAUUCCACUGUGUAUUAUGGUUCCUUUGAGGCCAGCAUUUGUGGCUCAUUCAUCUCUGUGGCCUCUACCCCUCUCCCUGGCACCUAGCACAUUCCUAAUACAAAAGAGGUGGCAAUAAAUGUUUGCUGAAUAAA
This is a messenger RNA of Symphalangus syndactylus (siamang), 1963 nucleotides long. RefSeq names its product anaphase promoting complex subunit 15 (gene ANAPC15). NCBI's taxonomy places the organism in Eukaryota, Metazoa, Chordata, Mammalia, Primates, Hylobatidae. The record is from RefSeq and is a predicted model, not a curated record. Gene Ontology annotation, biological process: regulation of mitotic cell cycle spindle assembly checkpoint. Gene Ontology annotation, cellular component: anaphase-promoting complex.